AUGAGUCAUUAAUUAUCAAAUAUUGAGAAAAUAAAAUAGUAACUUCAUCUUUAAUAAUAAGUUAAAGAAAUAUUAGGAAAAGAAUACAUAGAUUUAUAAAAUAAAGAGCAUUUUAAAGUAUAUAUAAGAAUAAUAAUACAUAAAGGUUAUAAUUGAGAUUUUAGAGAAACCAAAAAAACAAAGAAUAUAAAAUGAAUUAUAAUUGUUAUCAAUGGCAUUUUCAUCAAUAAAAUAUUUUUAAGAAAUGAGUAAGACCACAAGUUAAGAUGAGAUGUUAAAUUUAUUUAGAGUAAAUUGUGAUAUUAAUUUAAGGAAUUGUAAUAUAUAGAAGUACCAGCAAGAAGAACUUUAUUUCGUUUAGGAGAUAUUGGUAAGAAUUUUUAUAUAAUAUUAAGUGGAUCAGUUUGGGUAAUGUAUUUAAUAAUUAUAAUAGGUAUUAGUUGGUAAAUCAGGACUUUAAAUUGGAGGAUUUACAAAAGAUGAUAAAAAAGUAGAACAUGAUGAAGGUACUGUAUAAGUAUAAUAAAAUAAAUAAUUUAAGGAUGAAUAUGAAUUUACGGAAUUAGAUGAUGAAAAUAUGUUAUAAUCUAAAUAUCCAAAUAUGAUGAAAGUAGGAUAAAUUGGAUAAGGAGGAAGUUUUGGUGAAAUUGCUUUAACUAAUUUUAUUCCUAGAUAAGCAACGAUUGUUUGCAAAGAAUAUUCAUAAUUUAUUACUUUAUCAAGAGAAGCUUUUAAUAAAUUUUUAUGUAUUAUUAUUCAUUAAUAAAUUAGCUGAAUAUUAUAGUAGAAUUCAAUUGAAAAAUUUUGAAUUUUUGAAAUCGAUUUCAAUAUUUAAUAAUUGGAAUGAUGCUGAAUUAAAUUAAAUGUAAUAUCAUUUAUAACCUAUUGAAUUUUGUUAUAAUACUUAGAUUUAUAGAGAAGGAGAAUUUGUUAAGUAUAUUUUUAUAUAAUUUUAGAGGUGUAUAUUUUAUAUUAGAUGGAUAAAUUGAAAUUACUCAAAAUGCUAAAAAUGAUAAUCAAAAUGAAAAUUAAAUAGCAAAGAGAAUGCAUAGAUCCUUAAGUAUUAUAAUUAAAAUUAUUAAGGCACUAAAAAUAUUCAAUUAAAAUUAAAUAGAUGUGGAUAUGGUUAACUAUUUGGUUAUUUAGAAAUAGUUUAAAAUCAUGAUUAUAGAUAAUCAAAAGCUGUAUGUCUAACUGAAAAAUCUAAAAUGCUAUUUUUACCUGCAGAUGUAUAAUAAUCUUAAAUUUAUUAGAGAUUCAAAUUGUAUUGUUGUCAUGGAGAAACACUUAAUGAAUUGAAUAAAUUAAUUUCUAAAUUAGAUCAAAAUAAAAAAAUAUCUAAAGAAAUAUUUCUAGGAUAAUAAGGAUCUGUAUAAUUUAAUGAUGAAUAUUAUUUCAAUUCUUUAACUUCCCCUAAUCAUAUUAAAACUUAAGAUGAUGAUGAUGAUAGAUAUGAAAAAGUUAGUUUGACAACUAAUAAUAGAUAAUCUUAAAAAAAUUAAUAAAAUUUUAUGUAAAAAAACUCUGAGAGAAAUUCUUAUAAAAAUUCUUAAUAAAAAUUAUAAAAAGAAAUUUUAGUUAAAAUACAACAUAAACCAACAAAUAUUUAAUCUUAUUAUGAAUUUAUAACUUAACAUUCAAAGGAGAAAUCUUUAUAAUUAACAAUAGAAUGUCCACUUAUAGAAAUUUAAUAGAGUAGAAAAGCUAAAGUAUUAUAAUAGUAAUUUUAAUAACAAUAUUCAACUAAAAACUUAAAUACACCAACUUAAAAGAAUUUAGAUUCAAAAGUAUCAUUAAUAUAAUAAUUAAAAUUACCUAAAAUAUUUAGAAAAUAAUAAAAAGGAGAUGAUGUUUAAUUAUAAGUAUCUCAUUUCGUAAGAUAACAUAAUUAAAGUGUUUAAAUAUAUUGA
Molecule: messenger RNA, 1910 nt
Organism: Paramecium sonneborni
Lineage: Eukaryota; Ciliophora; Oligohymenophorea; Peniculida; Parameciidae
Source: the annotation of a GenBank genome assembly